UUGUUUCCUACCGGACACUUCUCAGGACGGUACUAGCGUUCCAUGUGUUGCUCUGUGUUGUGACAGGUUAAAGACACUACUCUCUUUCACUAGACAGUCAUUAUUACAGCUUGUUCACCGGACAGACAGACAGCCUCCGCUCUGAUAUGUCCCGCGAUACAAACACGUCCUCGGCGGAGGUGGUUCUCGGUUUCCUGGAGGAGGCGGAGCCGUGGCGGCUGCGGUCCCCACAGUUCCCCAGUAAAGUCGGAGGGAAGCCGGCGUGGCUCAGCCAGAGAGGCCUGCCUUCUCUGCCCGAGCUGGAGUGUGAGACAUGUCGCCUGCCCAUGGUCUUUCUGCUGCAGGUGUACGCACCAGUGUCUGGUCAGGACAGGACUUUCCACAGAACGCUCUUUCUGUUCUGCUGCAAAACUCCUGAGUGCUACACACACAACGACAGCCGCUGUAUGAAAGUUUUCAGGAGUCAGCUACCCAGGAAGAAUGAGUUCUACCCUUAUGACCCUCCACCAGAGGAUGAACCCCCCAGUGAUCCUGAACAUGACCAGAGCAUGUUGCCUGCCUCCGGAGUUAAACUGUGCUGGGUGUGUGGUUGUCCUGGAAACAAAGCCUGCUCCCGCUGUCACACUGUGACCUACUGUGGAAAACAUCACCAAACCCUCCACUGGAAACACACACACAAGAAGGAGUGCUGCAGCCAAGAAGUGUCCAUAGACACAACCUCUCCCUUCCUCUUCCCUGAGUCUGAGCUGGUCACUGAGCCUGAGGAGGAGGAGGAGGAGGAAGAGGGGAAAGAGGAAGACACAAAGGAGGCUGAACGAGAAGAUGGAGGAGGUGUUUCUCAAAGGGGUCCAGACUGUCCCUCUUUAGCCGACACUCUGUCAGAGACAGACCUGGAGGAGAUGGCCAUGUGUGAGACUGAAGACACCAAAGUGUUCCAGAAGUUUAAAAAGAAGAUCGCACCAGAACCACACCAGGUGGUGCGUUACAGUCGAGGCGGCUCUCCCUUGUGGGUCUCUUCUCAGCACAUCCCCUCAGAUCAGGAUAUCCCACCGUGCACCUGUGGCGCCAAGAGGGUUUUUGAGUUUCAGGUGAUGCCCCAGCUGUUAAACAGUCUAUGUGUGGACUCUAAAGGAGCCAGUAUUGACUGGGGGACGGUGGCUGUCUACACCUGCUCUGCCAGCUGUAACCAUGACAACCAGUACUGCCCGGAGUUCAUCUGGAAGCAGGACUUCACCUCGGAUCAACAGACGCAGAUAAAACACUCGUAACGUCAUCCUGCUGUUGGACACUGUUUAGGACACACUGAUGCAUCUGACAGUUCAGACUGGGCAGCGAGGAAACUGGUUUAAUCACACUUGUAGCAGUGUCACUCCCCAUUUACUGGACUGGACAUGUGCUGCUGCUCUUGUUACAUAACUGAUAAUACACAGAUCAAAUGUGAAAUUCAGCCGACUGAUCACACUCUUCCCUCUGAGACUGUGUCAGGUGAAGAUGUUGUUUGGUGGCAGAUACUCAUUCUAGAUUUGAAUCAGAUUUCUUUUUAUGAGGAACAGCUGUAAAUGUAUUAUUCUGUGUCCUCGCAGUGUGUUAUAUGUCAUUAGAUAAUAAGAUAUGGAAACAGGAAGUCUGGAUCCUGCCCAGUGGGUGCAGUAUCCUGCCACUGCUAAACAUUCUCUAUUAUACUUCAAAAUUCUGGUGUCAGUGGUUAUUUCUGACCCACAGGCUCAGUAGGUUAUGCUUAUUUUCAAUGCUACAUCCGGUUGGUCCACUGGAACGGAUUAUAGUCAAAAGCAAAUAAGCUUGUAAAGCUUGUGCCUUAUCAUCACACAAUAAAGAUUUUAACUAAGUUGUCUAAA
This is a messenger RNA of Lates calcarifer (barramundi perch), 1856 nucleotides long. It is a transcript of the gene pdcd2, whose product is annotated as programmed cell death 2. Gene Ontology annotation, cellular component: nucleus; cytoplasm. The transcript is spliced from 8 exons. Lineage: Eukaryota; Metazoa; Chordata; Actinopteri; Centropomidae. Bases 147 to 1268 code for a protein of 373 amino acids. The record is from RefSeq and is a predicted model, not a curated record.